UACUGGGGGAAGGUUAGAGGAAUAGAAGAGGAUACGUCACACAUUGAGUUUCAAUCGGUGUUUCAUUUCUGUUUGGCAGUAAAACGCCUGCGUGAAAAUUUUUUCUCCAUAUUAAAUAAGGAAAAGUACGCGUCAGGAUAUCGAACACAACCACAUAGACUUCCACAAUCACUGUUGCUGUUGCUUCUGCUUGUGCUUGUGCUGAAUUGCUCUGGCGGCGGGUAAAAGUUUUGGAAUCUUAGUGAAGAUUCGCAGUUGUUAGCAUCGCCUAUUGGCGUAAAGGCAAUCGCGGGAGUGAAAACGAUUCUGAAGCAUUAACAGGCGGCAAAUGUUGAAGAGGAGAAGUUAAAAUCGUCAGUAAAAAAAAAACUAGAGGGAGAAUGUUUCUAAGUUAAGAACUAAAGAAACUAUAAUUUUGAUAGUGCUGAAAACAUAUACGCACAACAGUGAACGCUGUUCAAUCCUCCUCCUUUAGUCCAGCGGGACUAAAGGUGUGGCGUUAAGCACGACAAUGCUCAUACGCCUUCGAUAUGGUAGACGUCUGCAGAAUUCACUGAAGGUUGUUGCAUGUGUGCUCCUUGCGGCAUUCUACAUAACGUUUUUGUUUCGGGAAUCCAUAAAUGCUUAUGAACAGAACAAGGAAAAAACGAUAUUGGAGAGCAAUGUGAUUGCGAAUGGAAAGCGCCGAGAAUAUGAAAAAGGACCAAAAUCAAGUAAACAUUUCUUACGCCAACAACGACUGCACAAACUACAACAAUACAGAACCAAUCAAACUUCGUCUCUCUCUCAAACAAUCAAACCCACACAACUAACAACGCUCAAUCCUGUUUAUGACUACUCCGAAGAAAUCCACAGUGCCACCGAAAAAGAGUUGGAACAGCGACGAGAGCAUUUAAAUAAAGUUUGCAAACGUUAUAAUUUACAAUCUAACUACCCACCGAAUCCUUGGGAGUUUUUCAUUUCUCCCGGACACAAUAUAGUCUGGUGCAAUGUUUUCAAAGCAGCGAGCAGCACUUGGAUGUAUUACUUUAAUGUUUUGGGUGGCUAUGACAUAAGAUUCCUCCAACGUACCGAAUCACAACCACUGGAGUUGGCCAGAAAACGUUUUCCUCGACCGGAAAUCAAUGAGUUACUUGACGUCUUACCUUCAUCAUUAUCAUUUCUCUUUGUACGUAACCCAUUUGAACGCAUUGUUUCAGCAUAUCGCAACAAACUGGAAGGUGGACGUAAUCCAUACUAUAAAACUUUAGGUCAAAAGGUCAUACACCAAUACCGAAAAUCUGCAAUACCAGGCCUUCGCCCGAAAUCUGGACCAACUUUUGAAGAAUUUUUAAAGUUUCUUAUCAACGAACAUAAGCAGAAGAAACGCUUCGAUGAGCAUUGGGCACCUAUUUACAGCUUUUGUACGCCUUGUAGUAUUAAUUUUACAAUUAUCGGUAAGGUUGAAACCUUCAAGAGGGACUCCGAAUAUAUAAUACGACAGGCUGGUUUAGAAUCACUUUUACUAGGCAAAUUACCCAAACAUAAAUUACGCAAAAUUGGCAAUCAAGCAUCUGGCAUAAAAACGGAUGCACUCCUUGAAAGAUAUUUUUCCGAAAUCAAUCGUAAGACGUUGGAUCAAUUGCUGGAUAUUUAUCGUCUAGAUUUCGAACUUUUCAACUACAAUUUCAGUAAAUAUUAUGACGUUGUACAAGAUCUACCAACUUCAAUAGAAUCAAACACAAUGUCAUCAAUACAGGAGGUAAAGGCAGACUUAAACCUGAGAAACGCGGACCAAGUGGAACUGACGAAGACGAUUACUUCGACGGGUGCAAGUUCACAAUAACGAAACCAACGUAUUAGAGAACUAUUUCGUGAUACCUUCGAUAUUUUUAAACUCAUGAUAUCUUCACAUACGCGUUCAUAUAAAUAUAACAUAUUUUGGAUAGUUUGUUCAUCAUCUCACCAGUAUUUCACUGCAUGCAUACAUACAUACAUACAUAUAUAUAUAGUUAUAUUAAACCCCAAGUACCUUAAAGAAUAGCUUAUAAAGAAGAGUCUUGAAUAUUCGUAAGUUAAGCCAAAAGUUUGCCAAAUUUUUAUCCAUUAAGUUUAAGUACGAACUCACUUUGAAAGUGGAAAGCACAUACAUGCCUUCAGUUGUCAGAUAAACAGAGUUACUUCUGCCACGAACUUCGAAAAUUGGGGAUGAUUUGAUUGUUAAGAUCUGGUAUAGCUAGGAUGACUAAUUUGUUAAAAAAAUACCUAUUCUAUUCUGACUUCUAGAAGCUGUUCUAAAGAAGUAAAGGGAUCCUUUAAGUGUCUUAAAAGACACAUGUGGGGAACAAGUAAUAUAAAAUUUUAGAUUCGAGUUCGUGUUA
Messenger RNA from Teleopsis dalmanni, 2360 nucleotides. RefSeq names its product carbohydrate sulfotransferase 11. The transcript has 5 exons. Lineage: Eukaryota; Metazoa; Arthropoda; Insecta; Diptera; Diopsidae. Bases 512 to 1825 code for a protein of 437 amino acids. The record is from RefSeq and is a predicted model, not a curated record. Gene Ontology annotation, cellular component: membrane. Gene Ontology annotation, molecular function: sulfotransferase activity. Gene Ontology annotation, biological process: carbohydrate biosynthetic process.